Messenger RNA from Durusdinium trenchii, 1167 nucleotides. NCBI's taxonomy places the organism in Eukaryota, Dinophyceae, Suessiales, Symbiodiniaceae. The record is from the annotation of a GenBank genome assembly.
AGCCUGCCUUGCAGUCAAAGUUGGAUCAAUGGAUGACGAUGAUGAUGACGUUCCGCCACUGGAGGCAACUCGCAGCAGGUGUGAUACAAAGGUGAGAGAGAGGGAGGAAACAGCAAGAGUCGCAGAAAAGCAGGUUCUAGAAAGACCGAAGGAUGAGGGCGAGAGACAGACAAACUGUGAUAGCAUAGAAGAAAAGAAUGAAGUGGCAGAAGCUAUGAUGCAGCGCGCUUUGGCAGCGCGGGAGCAGAAGAAAAGGGACACAGAAGAAUCCAGAAAAAAAAGCUGACGGAUUCGGAGGAGGCCUAAAGAAGGGCUUUUUGUCUUCCAAGCCCAAGGCCUCAAAGAGCACGAAAGAAAAAGUUAGUAAAGAAGAUCCGGUAAAAGAGGUUCCUUUCAUCACUGGUGCUGGCUCCAAAGAGGAGGCCAAGCGAAUGAGCUUGCAGAUGCCAGAGGUUCAGCAAGCAAUGCAAGGAAUGGAAAAGCUUAAAGAGGAUCAGUCUUGGGUGACACCUCAGCUGAUGGCAGCUUUGCAGUCGCGCCCAGAUCUGUUGAAGUCACUCUCGGAUCCCAAGAUUCAGGAGGCCAUGAAGCUAAUGCAAACUGCUCCAGGCGAAGCACAGCGCAGGUAUCAAGACAAUGCUGAAGUCACACAGUUUCUCAAGGACUUCAGUGCUUUGAUGGCCACACACUUUGAUGUAUUGAGCAAGGAGGCACCUGGUGCAAAGCCACAAGCAGGGUAUGCCAAGAUGCCAGCACCGCCAGCACCGCCAAAGCAGCCGGUUGCACAGAGCCGUGCUCAGCCUGCUGUUCAGGCAUUGCCAACCGAUGAUCCGAAGGUGGCUGCUGCCUUUCAGGAUCCUGAGGUCCAAGAAUUGCUGGCUGAAUUGUAUGCUGGCAAACCUUUGGAGAUGCACGAGCUUUGUCAGCAACGUCCAAACCUUUUCCACAAGGUCAAGAUUUUGCUUGACUCUGGCUUGUUGGCGCUUCAGCGGUAGUUUGAGGUGGAAGACUCGAUGUCAUUGCAUGUUUUGUAUUUUUGUGCAUGCAAAAGCAAAAGAUGCUUGCAUGUGCACAGAAUUGCAUCAGCAUAAAUGCAGGGGAGUCUCACUCUCAGCUGCAUUUGCAGUUUGUGUACAGCCACAAAGAUCCGAGGAAGGUAUCGAAAAA